AUGUUCUCUCUCGAAUAUUUUCAUCUGUGGCUCGUUGGUGCAAUUUUCGUCGCAGUCGCUGCCAUUUUCAUCGGCCCUUUAAUCCGAGGCAGCGACAGCAUCAUGGCCAUCAUCAGUAACGACAGGAAGCACAUCUUUGAAUCCUAUGAUUCCAAGUUCAAGGGGAAGUCCGAAUCGACAACUCUCUCCCAUGACGACAAGGCCUGUACCGACGAAUACUACAGAAUCGCCACCGAUUUCUACGAGUACGGUUGGGGCCAGAGUUUCCAUUUCGCGCCAAGAAGAAAAUUGGAAACGCGAGAGGCCUCCAUCGCCAGACUUGAGCAUUUGAUUGCCUUGAAGUUGGGAUUGAAGGAUGGCUCGAAGGUCGGGGAUUUAGGCAUGGGAGUUGGAGGACCACUGAGAUCUGUUGUUGGGUUCUGUGGCGCUUCGGUGACUGGCGUGACCAUCAAUCAGUACCAGGUCGAGCGAGCCAAACGCCACACUCAUGCUCUUUCCCAAUGGAUGAAGGAUCGAUGCCGUUAUGCCCAGGGUGACUUCACUGAUAUCGUGCCUAAGGUGUUCGAACCAGGAAGCCUCGAUGCCGUAUAUUACUGUGAAUCCGCCGUGCACACUCCCGAUCGUGUACCGACAUUCACUGAGGCUUUCAAAGCCCUCAAGAAAGGAGGAAAAUUGCUCACUUACGAGUGGGCGAUGACCGACAAAUACAACCCGAAAGAUCUUCGGCACAAGAAGAUCAAAAGAGCUAUCGAAAGAGGGAAUGGUAUCGCAAAUGUGAUUCCGGCUGAAGAUGUUGUGAAGCAGUUGAAGAAGGUAGGCUUCAAAGUUAUUGAAGAUUAUGAUAUGUGCGAGGCUGCCAGAACGGUCAAUGGGGUGAUGGACAUCCCGUGGUAUGAGCCCCUUGCCAACCCAUGGUCCUUACAGGGAAUGCAAAUGUCAACUUUAGGCCGGGCUUUCAAUAAUGCCUUCGUUACCCUACUCGAAUUCCUCCGUAUUGCCCCCAAAGGCGCUUCCGACACCGCUAAAAUGCUGGCACAGGGAGCGGAAGGACUCGUCGAAGGAGGGAGAUCAGGAAUUUUCACGCCCACAUAUUAUGUUCUCGCCGAAAAGAUGUAA
Molecule: messenger RNA, 1116 nt
Organism: Perkinsus marinus ATCC 50983
Lineage: Eukaryota; Perkinsozoa; Perkinsida; Perkinsidae
Product: Cycloartenol-C-24-methyltransferase, putative
Exons: 12
Coding region: 1-1116 (371 amino acids)
Biological process (GO): sterol biosynthetic process
Cellular component (GO): endoplasmic reticulum
Molecular function (GO): sterol 24-C-methyltransferase activity
Source: RefSeq, a predicted model, not a curated record